Molecule: messenger RNA, 2293 nt
Organism: Hydractinia symbiolongicarpus
Lineage: Eukaryota; Metazoa; Cnidaria; Hydrozoa; Anthoathecata; Hydractiniidae
Product: 60S ribosomal export protein NMD3-like
Exons: 16
Coding region: 659-2122 (487 amino acids)
Biological process (GO): ribosomal large subunit export from nucleus
Cellular component (GO): cytoplasm; nucleus
Molecular function (GO): ribosomal large subunit binding
Source: RefSeq, a predicted model, not a curated record
UGUGGUAUUUAGUUUAAAAAACAUAGAAAAGAACUGCUCCAGCAAGUUUGAAGCAUUGUGAAAACACUGCUUUAAUGCAGUGCAGUAAGAGAGACAGAAAUUACUGCAUGAUAAAAUUUGAAAAUUUUUUCAAUACAUAGCACAAACAUCAACAAAACACCAAUUACUAUUAUUAAUUAUGAUUUUUUCAGACCAGUGAAGUAUAUAUCUCUUUUUAAGAUAAGUAGAUAAGUAAUUAGUUUUUUAAUCAGAAACAAGACAAAUACAGUGUGUUCAAUAUUUUUUAAAAACUGUUAAUGAAUGAGUUUCAGUCGCGCAACCAACCCAACACCAAUCACAAGAAGCAAGUAACUCGACUAACUUUUGUUAUGGGGAGCUAUUCCCAGCUUUUACCUAAUCUAUAGUGAAAUUUCUUUAAACAUAUUAAAUCCCUAAAUUCUUGGUACACGAUUGAUGAUGACUUUUUUUAAUUUUGAUUAAUAUAAAAAAAAGUGGAAUUAUAUCUUCAAAUUAGAAAUGCAAGAAAAAGUUCUUCUUCACCAUUCUUUAUUCAUGGGUAAAUCUGCCACUUACAAUUCUCAAUCUUGCUGUCCUUUUAAAUUUCCGAGAAAGCAUUAGAUUACCCAGGGCCCAAUCUUUUUGGAGAAAACAAGAAAACAUGGAGUACGUGCAGCAUGUGAAUGCUGUAAGACAGCAACAGAUCCUUUGCUGUCAAUGUGGUACUCCAACUCCACCAAACCCUUCAAACAUCUGCAUUGCUUGUAUCCGAACUCAAGUUGAUAUUACAGAAGGAAUACAAAAACAAGCCUACUUGCAAUUUUGUAAAUCAUGUGAAAGGUAUUUACAGCCACCGAAUUAUUGGGUAUCCUGUGAAUUAGAAUCAAAGGAAUUGCUUGCACUAUGUUUGAAGAGGCUGAAAGGACUUGCAAAGACACAUUUGGUUGAUGCUGGUUUUGUAUGGACUGAACCUCAUUCGAAAAGAAUAAAAGUAAAACUUACAAUCCAACAAGAAGUCCUUAACUCGACCAAACUGCAACAAACCUUUGUUGUGGAUUUUAUUGUGCAAGGUCAAAUGUGCGAUGACUGCCAUCGACGAGAAGCAAAAGACUUUUGGAAAGCUGUUGUGCAAAUAAGACAAAAGGCUUCACAUAAAAAGACUUUUUAUUACCUUGAGCAAUUGAUCAUAAAACACAAUAUACACUCAAACUGUUUAAACAUAAACCAAGUUCAUGAGGGCCUAGAUUUUUAUUAUUCCAACAAGCAACAUUCAAGACGAAUGGUUGAUUUUCUAAACACUGUUGUACCAUGCAGAAUGAAGACAUCAGAAAGACUCAUCUCCCAUGAUAUUCACAAUAAUAGUUAUAACUACAAAAAUACAUUUUCAGUUGAACUGGCAUCAGUUUGCAAAAAUGAUAUUGUUUGUCUGCCAAUCAAAGUUGCAAGAUCACUUGGAAAUAUAAGCCAAAUCUCUGUUUGUUACAAAGUAACAAGUAAUCUACACCUUGUGGAUCCUUUCACUGGAAAAACUGCUGAACUUACUACUGCUGCUUACUGGAGAAAUCCUUUCAGUUCACUUUGUGGACUAAAACAACUUGCAGAGUUUACAGUUUUGGAUGUGGAGAAGAACAGAGAUACUUUGAAAUCAAAGUUUUGCCAAGCAGAUGUUUACUUGAUGCGAAAUAAUGAUAUGUCUGGUUCUGAUGCUCAAUUUCACUGUCGUACACAUCUAGGACAUCUGUUAUCUGCUGGUGACACUGUCAUAGGGUAUGAUUUUACAACAACCAAUUUGAACGACCCAAAUUUAGAGUUAAUUAAGAAAGACAACAUACCAGAUGUGGUGUUAGUGAAAAAAGUGUAUGGUGACAAGAAAAAGAGGAGUAGGAAAAGAAAUUGGAAGCUGAAAUCGCUUCCAAUGGAAAAAGCGCAUAAGGAUGACUAUGAUGAGUUUUUGGAAGAUUUGGAGGAAGAUCGUGAAUACAGAUCUGUAAUCAAUAUCUACAGAGAUCGUGCCAAGGUAAAUGCCAGUGAAAGUGAUAUUGAAGAUGCUCCAACUGUUGGGUUAGAGGAAAUGUUGGAUGAUUUACAAAUCGAAGAUCAAGAGAUGAACAGUGACGAAGAUUAAGUUUGUUUUCACGAACGUAUUAAUUAAUGUACACCAGCAAAUGUAUCAAUGCAUGUACAUCAAAUGUUAUUUUGUGCAAGAUAUAUAUUUUAAUUAGCAAACUAAAUUGUAUUUUGCUAAUUAUUUAAUUCAAAUUUUGCGUACUGAAUAAAUAUAUAUUUUGCUUCUAAA